AGCUUUUGCAAGCCUCAGGCGCCGCCACCCCGCGAGCCGGGCGCCCCAGACCGAGCACGCGCGCGCGAUGGGGAACUGCUGCGAUGGCAUCACGAGGGCCUUGUCGAAGCCGGCCAUCGAAGGCCCCAGGGAGCGGACGGUGAUGAUCUUGUGCGGCCCGCCAGGUUGCGGCAAGGGUACCCAGGCGCCGAAAAUCGUGGACAAGUUGGACAUACCCCAGCUCCGCGGUCGUCCUGCCAGCCUGAAGGGCCAGGUCGGUCGAUGGGCAAAAAUGAUGCAAUAUCGACCGAUCCCCACCAGGGAACCGCUGCAAAUGUGUUCGAAUUUCGUUUGUCUCUCCAGUGGGAUGUGUGUGUGUGUAAGUGUGUCUGCCUGGCGUUAACAUAUGUCAGCAACACGUGCGGUAACUCACGCCGCGGACUCAUGUAUGCCCUUGGUUACGACGUAUGCGUCAUGCUCAUUUCACCUGAUCAUGUGGUAUUGUUGAGUAUGGUCGUUGUGUUUCUCUCCUUCUGAGUUCCAGUGCCUACAUGGCGCAUGUCCGUCAGAUGAUAAGUGGAAUGUGUGUCUUGCCAUGGUGCUGCUGGUAUGUGUGGUGCUGACUUGUUUGAUGUUGUUCACGCAUCAUAGGCCUCAGCGGAAUGUGCGCGUGAUUGUUGUUCGUUCGUCUGAUGAGUGCGUUCGAUGUGCGUGCAUUGUCUUGCUUGGUGGCAGAGAGGUUGUUAAAUCAAAUUCGGUAUGGUUCACAUGCCAGCUGUUCGGUAAUCGGCACGUGUUUGAUUCAUGUGUUGUCGGCAGAGUGGAUUCCCAACCCUCAGUUGAUGGUAUCUCGUUUUGAAUAGAGCACUGUGGUCGUGCCCUUCCUUGCUGCCUCCCUCCCUUGCUUCUCUCUCUCUCUCGUUCUCCCUUUCUCUCUCAUCCCUGGGCCACUGCGAUCUGCGAAACUGAUGCCAUUUUCGAGGGCUGCUGCUGGGGCCAGAACAGCGACGCAAAUGGCGGAUUCGGAUUAGACCUCGCCCUCCCUGAGGCUGCGAUCUGCGAAACUGCCGCCACGUUCGAGGCUGUUUGGGUGGCCAGCUCUGUAACGCCAUAAGUACGCGGAUGCACAUUAGAUCUCGCCAUGCAUGGGGGUGCGAUCUCAGAACUUGUUGCCACAUUCGAGGGCUGCUGGAGGGGGGAGCAACGUGUCGCCAUACGCCGAUUCGUAUUGGAUCUCUCCAGCCCUAGGGGAUUGCGGUCUGUGAACCUGUCACCACAUUCGAGGGUUGCCAGGGAACCAGCACGGUGACGCCAUACGCGGACUCAAAUUCGAGUUCGCUCCUUGGGGGUUGCGAUCUGCGAAAUUGUCGCCAUUUUCGAGGGCUGCUUGGUGGGUCCAGCGCAGUGACGCCCUACGCAGAUCCAUGGUCGACCUGUUCGGCCUUGCCAUGAUUUGCGGGGUGCGAUCUGCGAGAUUGGCUCCAUCCUCGGAGCUUCUGGGGGCCCAGCAUAGUAACGUCCUACGCAGACUCAGCUUCGACUUCGCGGCGCGCCUGCGCACCUGCACCUCCCGCGUGGCAGAUGCAGGGGAGAGGCCCAGCAGCGGAGCAGCUCGGCCCCGCGCAGUUCCUGCACGGGCUAUAACUGACUGGUGUCGCGCUUCGAAACAUAACAUUCCCUUUCCUCUGUCUGUCUCUCGUCGUCACUUCCUGCCUUCGUGUUGCCAUGUCCUGUUGCUGCUGCCCGUGGAUUGUUCAAGAUCCUCGCCCAUCUUAUCCUCGGAGUCUUCGUCACUCGUUCUCUUCGGGCCAGGCGAAUCACUCUUCAUGUCGAUCAAGCCUUUGUCCAUGGAGCGGUGUCCUGCGAGUCGCGCAGCGCGCGAGCCUACCAAGUAACGCCCCCUAGAUAAUACUCACUGCAAUGGUAUCGCCACAACAGAGCCUGCGCAGCUAUUUGGGGCCUUUGGAAACGUCAUGCGAGGAGUUCAGGAAAGCGCCCGAGAGAGCCCGUUUCUUGUGCCGUCAAUUCAGAGAGCACUGCACUGAGGGCACUGCACUCAGACAUAUGUCCGCGGCUCAUGCAUGUUGUUGUUUCGGUUGCGUUGGUUCUUCGUGUAUCAGAUGGUGCCCGUUUUUGUGUAUGUCGUGUGGGUAUGCCAUCAGAUCUGUCGUCAUGUAUUGAGGACGCGAGGCAGGACACCAGAGACAGCCAGAAGUUGGAGGGCCUGGCGGCCGCGGUAUGCGGAUCGCUUCUGUCGCCACUUGUCGAGGGCGCAGGGCGGGAUACCAGGGACCCAUCGGGAGUACUGCAGCCGGGCAGCCUCGGCAUGCAGUUCCUGCGGGCGGGCCACGCACCCCUCUCAAACUAUUAGUGUCCCCAGUCUUUCGGAUGUGUACCCCCCCAGGUGAUAAAGGCAAACACGGCCGAUAGUAUAUUGAGCGUUUACCCAAAGCAGUGCCUGCCCGCAGGGGCUUUUCCUCACUCUCUAAUGAGUUGUCCCUCGUUGGCAGGACCUUGUUUUGUUCUAGGCGGUGUACACUUGUUCGCGGCGAAUCGACCCCGCAGACAUCUCAUAUAUGGCCUGAUCAUAGUCACCUCUGGAAUAGUUCCUCAUUCGUGUUCCGAUGCGACGAGUCUCUGAGGAUAUCCCAAGGCGUGUCCAGCAGAUCGUGUGCCCCUCAGAGGACUGUUGUGAGUCAGAUGGUACGGCCCCCAGAGGAUUGUUGUGCUUCUGGGCAGCUGAUACGGCCUGGUCCUCCCAGUAUGGUCCCACCGAGAUGAUCACACCCAUACCUAGAUGACAUUGUGUUGAUUGCAGUCCGCGGACUUUAUCCAGCUUAUUGGACUCCACAGAUUGCCCCUGGUAGGCUGCAGAGGCUCUCUUGGGUCCAGACGUCGUCAUUCUGUUGUUUGCUUUAUGGUUUUCCCCUGGGGAACGUCUGCGCGACUGCUCUGGGGGUCUCUGGUCCUUUGGGCGCGGCCGCAUGACCACGGCUCCAGCUGUCAACGGGUGACAUGUUGAGGGAGGCCGUGGCCAAGGGCACCGAGGUUGGCCUGAAGGCCAAGGAGGUGAUGGCGGCGGGCAAGUUGGUGAGCGACGACAUUGUUGUGGGCAUCAUCCGCGAAAGGAUACAGGCGUCCGACUGCCGAAAUGGGUUCAUCCUGGACGGCUUCCCGCGCACCGUGGCUCAGGCCGUGGCGCUCGACGAGAUGCUCAAAGAGACGUCCGAGCGCGUGGGGAUCGUCGUGGAGCUCAACAUACCAGACGAGGUGUUGUUUGAACGCAUCACUGGACGGUGGAUACAUAAGGCUUCCGGCCGCUCCUACCACACGAAGUUCAACCCCCCGAAGUCGUACGACGGGAAGUCCGCCCCGUCCGCGGAGAACAUGCGGGACGACGAGACCGGAGACGCGCUCAUGCAGCGUCCGGAUGACACCACGGAUGCCCUGCCCAAUCGCCUGAAGAGCUACCACGCCGAGACCGAGCCGGUCCUGUCCCACUACAGGGGUGUCGCAGGGUGCCGGGUGUCGCUGGUGAACGCGAACCAGGCGAUGGAGGUUGUUUGGAAGGACAUGGAGACGGCGUUGGCCAAGAGCAGCGCUUGAGCGCCUGUGAGCUUCUUUCCUUAUCUAACCUCUUUGCAGCAGGGGCCUCCCGCCUCCGCAUGGCAACGUCCACUGCGCAGGGCAGGGGCCAGGUCCCCCACCCGCGGGCCGGGAGCGGCCGUCGCUGCACCCGUAGUUUUGGAUAUCCUCCUCCUCCUCCUGCUCCUCCUCCUGAGCUGUGCCUCUCUCGUGGGCGCCUCGAUCGGGCCUCGAUGCCGCUGCCCACGCGUCGGCGCGACCCGCCUGGACAGACAGACCACCUUGUCGCGGCGCCCGGAGGCCGCGCGAGCGGUGCCCCCGAAAGAAGUCUGUGCACCGACCCGAUGGUGCACACGACCUUACCGGGGAUCAGGGGCAGGAGCAGGAUCAGGAUCGCGCACAUGACCUUGCUGAUGUUUCUGACUGGCGAUAGAAUUC
Messenger RNA from Prorocentrum cordatum, 4002 nucleotides. The record is from the annotation of a GenBank genome assembly. Lineage: Eukaryota; Dinophyceae; Prorocentrales; Prorocentraceae.